Messenger RNA from Trypanosoma cruzi, 1539 nucleotides. RefSeq lists its product as uncharacterized. The coding region runs from base 1 to 1539 and encodes 512 amino acids. The record is from RefSeq and is a predicted model, not a curated record. The transcript has a single exon. NCBI's taxonomy places the organism in Eukaryota, Euglenozoa, Kinetoplastea, Trypanosomatida, Trypanosomatidae.
AUGAAUGGUGCAGGGCAUAACGGUGGCGGUGGUUGUGGGACCCCAGCUGGAGCUCGGCAGGGACAACAACAACAACAGCAGCAGCCGACGGAUAUGUUUGUUGCCUGCUUUGAGGCUGCCCUGGACGAGGAGUUGAGAGGGCAGGAGAUUUCUAGCGGCUUCCGUGUCUGUUUUGAGAAGAUCGGCUCACCAUACGGCUUUAUCCGAAAUGAGGGUCUCCGUGAGGCUCUGCAGCGUUUGUGUGACUUGUCUCUUGAGGCAGCGGAGGAGGCGGCGCGUUUGGCGAAUAAAACACCAGGCACCACCACCACCACCACCACCGCCGCCGCCGCUGGGGGAAAUACGACUGCCACACAACCCCAUCUUCCAUAUGAUGCCAUACACUCAGCCGUCAUGCCACGUAGUGCGGUUGACCCUCACAGCACAGCAACCCCGAUGAAUCAUGCGGCGUCGGGCUACAGUGCAUCGUGGGAACGUACCCAGAGGGCUUUAAAUGGGGCACAUUACACAAUGUCAGUUUUUCACCGCGUACUUGUACCGCGUGUGGAUGAGCGCUCCCAGUGCAAUCCUGGCGGCCCCGUCACUAUCGAGCUGUCGGAAGAGGCGGCGCUGGCAUGGAAUACUUUGAAUCAUGCCCAGAGGACAACCCCGCCUUCAUCGCCAUCGCCUGUGGGAAAAAAAAAAGAACUUGACAUCACACUGACAGAAGUGACCUAUCAAGAACAGGAAUUGGCGUUACGGUUGCUUCAAGGCCUAAGUUUGGUCGUAUACGACCAACGUCGUGUGAUAGCUGAAGGUCCCCUCAUUACAUUUCUGGUUGAAGUUUGGCAGUGUUGUCUGCAACAUAUACAAGCUCUUUUUAGCCUUCGUCGCCGCAUAACGGCGUUGGAAAAAACAGGGGAUACCGUUUCCUCCACACCACACUCGUUUGAGGAGGGACCUGUUCAACUCGUGCCAGACUUAGAGACUGUAAUUGUUGCCACUAUCGAUGCAAUGGAGGCGGCAUGUCACUACAACCCAAUCGCGUUGACUCGCAUCGUGCAACAAGGGGGAGUACGGGCCCUCCUGGACUUGGGGCUUUGCCCAUAUGCCCCAUACGACAUCCGAUGUGCGGUCUUUGAUACGGUUAGUGUACUGAUGCAAGAAGUUGCCCCAUUUCGACGCGCGGUUGCUGCAGGGGCUGCAGGGGCCGCCGCUGCGGGCGUCAAAAAAGGAAAUGAGGAUGAGUUAAUCCAAACAAUGAUCCAGCAAGCGAUGGCGGGUUAUUUAGGUCGGCAGGCGGCCCCGCCACCGUUUCUUAUGGACCGUGCGAGCGCAUCAAAAUUUGACUCCGCAGUUCGUGAUUGGUUUAGUCAACAGGGACUGAGUCAUGUGGUGUCGGCGGUGUUGGAGCUACGCGAUGUGCGCGGAACACCGAUUGCCGUCGGGGCGAUGCCAAAGGCAGAGGUGGCACGUAACGUGCAGCGUGUAAACCAGCUGCGUGAGAAGCAUCUACAGGCUUUGCUGCAAGCGGUGGACGGCAAGCGGGCGGCGUUAUGA